Molecule: messenger RNA, 4234 nt
Organism: Bursaphelenchus okinawaensis
Lineage: Eukaryota; Metazoa; Nematoda; Chromadorea; Rhabditida; Aphelenchoididae
Source: the annotation of a GenBank genome assembly
AUGAACAAUCACAACAAACAGUAUGUUUUGAUUUAGCUAUUUUCCUGUGCUUUUAGGUAAUAAAUGUGCAAAAAAGGAUAUUGAAGAUGUUUUCUGGACUGAAAAUGAAAUUUUAAACAGAAAAAAUCUUUUAUAAAGCUUUUAUCUUGUUUUUACUUAAUUAAUUCAAUUGCAAACAGUAUUUUUAAAUUUUCAAACGGUUUGCUUUCAAAAGCAACAAAUAGAACAUGGACAACAUCUUCAACAUGCUGUUUGGUCCCUUUUUACCUAAAAACACAAUAAAAAAACUAAAAUUAACUUAUCAGAGUAUGUAGAUUUUCCUGUAUUCCAUUUGUUAUGCGUCUUUUUUGAAUAGGUUUCGUAGAAAUGGUCCAAUAUAUUAUCCAUCACAAAAUUUGGCUAACGUUCUUUGGAAAAAAUGUGGAGAUUUUGGUGUAGGAGGCCGUUUAGAAACUGAAAAGAAGGUUAAUAAUGAAAGAAUAGGUAACAGUAAGGCUUUAUAUAUUAUGAAUAUUGUAAUAGAAAUAAAUUUAGGUAAGAUUUAUUGUGAUAAGAACAAAAAUAAUAGCAAAAACGCGGCCGAAAAGCUAAUUUUUUCUAUUUUUUCGUAAAUUUGACACUCCGCUUUUGAUUUUUUGACAUUUCGUGUUAGCUAACUUCUUGUUUUACUUUUUAUUCGUGCUCGCCUGUAUCUUAUCCUUGAUUUUUUUAAAUUCUAAUAAAUAUAGUUCUUCAGCAGCAUGGUAAAUCACUGUAUAUCCCAAACAGACAACCCUGAUCUAACAGAAGAACGCCAGAACUGCCAUUUCGAUACUCAUGCCUUGGCUGAUGUGCUUUAUGGAGGUCAUGACAAUGCGGAAAUUCGAAGGAAAAUCGACCGUUUUAUCGACUUAACUCCAGAAUUGAAGAAUAUAUCGACAGAUCUCAGUUUCAAGUCCAAAUUAGAAGGUAUGGAACAGACGUUCAGAAAUCAUGUCAUCUCGAGAAAAUAUUUGGACCAAAUUGUGCCUCAGGGGAACAAGUUUGCUUAUGAGUAUUAUAAACGGUAGGUUUUGGUUUUAUGUUGGUCGAUUUUUGAAAAAUUCAAGGUCUUUUAUUUUUCGAUGUUUUCUUUGACAUUUCGCAACAUUCCUUUAUUUCCAGCUGCACAGUCGGUUCAAACAGCGGUCCCGGCUAUCUAACAGAUGUUAUCGUGAUUCCACUGUUAGAAACAUGUUGUACAGAAGAACAACGUCGCCUUUUCCUCACACCAGCCCUAAGGUACGAACAUUACGGUGCAUAUGCUCAGACUGAACUUGGUCAUGGUACCAACACUGGUGCUUUACAAACAACUGCCACUUUUGACAAGACUACACAGACCUUUGUGCUUAAUACUCCAGAGCUAUCAGCUUACAAGUGGUGGCCAGGCAAUUUGGGUAAAGUGGCGUCAUGGUGUGUGGUUAUGGCCAAUUUGCUUACAAAUGGCAGAAACUAUGGGAUGCAUCCAUUCUACGUUCAAAUCAGAGAUUCUGAAUCUCAUCAGCCACUGCUUGGAGUCAAGGUUGGUGAGAUUGGUACGGCAUUUGGUCUGAGUGCUAAUGAUAAUGGUUACUUGGCGUUCGACAACUUUAGAGUACCAAAAGUGGCACUAUUGGCCAAACACUUUUAUGUUACUGAUCAAGGAGAAUAUGUUCAAGCUUGUCAUCCUAAGAUUGCGUAUGUUGGUAUGAUGUAUGUGAGGUGUGCUAUGAUUCAUGAGAUUAUGGGUGAAGCGUUGGCUGGAGCUGCUUGUAUUGCUGUUAGGUAUUCAUGUGUUAGGAGGCAAGGAAUGAUUGAGAAAAGGUAUGGUAAGAUUAAGGUCAAAGUUAAUGCAGUAUAAAAUGAUAUAUAGUAUAGUAUGGUAUUAUAUAGUAUUCUGUUGUAAGCUUGUUUACCUAAUUCUGUGCUCUUUAACUCUAAACAUUUGCUUUGCAAGGGAGCACAUAAUUAUUUGAACAACCUUGUAGUACAAUAUCCACAGUAUAAUAUAGCAUUGCAUAGAACUGUGAAGUAUAUUACAGUAUAUGUUACUAUAGUAUAUGAUAUUAUAUUAUAGUACGUGAUAGUACAGUAAAAUCCUUUACUUUCAGCCAACAAGAAGUCAAAAUAAUCGAUUAUCGUACUCAACAGUACCGAGUGUUUCCACAACUCUGUCGUGCAAUAUGUUUUACCUUUGCUGGCCAAAAGACAAUCCAAUUGUAUCAUCAAAUGAGGAUUGAAAUCAGCAAUGGCGUGGUAAGACAAUUUUUUAAACUUUUAUGUUGAUCUGCCUCUUCAUCUCUAUUUUCUUAGCCUACAUGUUUAUUUCAAUCUUAAUUUUACCAUUAUCUCUUAAAUUUCAGACCACUCUCAUGGAGCCUCUCCACGCUAUAACCAGUGGACUAAAAGCCGUUUGUUCCUACCAAGCCUCCAUUGGAAUUGAACAAUGCCGAAUGUCGUGUGGAGGUCACGGUUACUCUCACGCUAGCGGCUUACCAUCUUUGUAUCAAAGCACAGUCGGUGGAUGCACAUACGAAGGUGACAACAUAGUAAUGCUGCUUCAGUUAGCACGGUAUUUGAUGAAACGUGCUGGUGAGGUUGUUGUCAAUAAAAGGCCGAAGAACUUGUCAUCAAUGGAUAGGCAUUUGUUUGAAAGUGACAGAUAUUGUUGGUAUAACAAGAAGAAUGAGAGAGAACAGAGAGUCAGAGAAGCUUUGAAGUGUUUUGAACAUUUGAGUAGAGAAUUGACAUUGAAUGCAUAUAAGAAGUUGGCUGAGGAAUGUAAAAUUUGUUCGAAAGAGACUGCUUGGAACAAUGUGUCGGUUAGUCUGGUUAAGGUAUGUUUAUGUAAAGACUUUUGGGCUAAUAAUUAAACAAGAAGGCACAAAAAAGUUUAAAAAAGCGGCUAAAAAAGGUUUAAAAUUUAAUUUUUGAGUUUUUGAAACUUUUCUUAAGACAAACUAUCGAAAUUGAUAAGGUUUGAGCAUUAAAAUUUAAUUUUUUGAAAGAUUUUAAAAGUUCAAUGCCCCUUUUUUAAUUUAGGAAGCUCAAGAUACAAUUUUUAUCACUUAAACUUUGAAAACCUUGCCCUUACACAUCAAAAACUCUUACUUUUUAGACAUUAAACCUUAAAAAACUUCCUUAACAUCGUCUGAAAUUCAAAAUUGUAGUAGAAUGGUUUAAGAUAAUGCUCAUUCUCUUAAUUAAACUUUACAAACAGUACGUUCUUUGAUAAUACAGGACCGUUUUAGGCGGCACGAGCCUUUACAAGAGUCUAUUUGGCGGAAGCUUUUGUCAGCACAGUACAAGGAGUGUCUGAUAAGGAAGUGAAGGUUGCCUUGGAUGACUGUCUGGACGUUUAUUUGCACUACGAGAUACUGGAGUGUAGGGCUGAUUUGCUUGAAGUAAGAUAGUUUUACAAUCUUUACUUUGUUUUAAGUUAGCCUUAGUUUAGCUCUUGCUUUAGGCAUAGCCCAAAGCCCUUUCCUAGAGCCCUAGCCCAGAGCCCUAGCCCAGAGCCCUAGCUCAGAGCCCUGGCCUAGAUCCCUAGACAUAGACCUAUUCAUAGUCAUAGACCUAACCGUAGCCUGAGCUCAAGCAGCCAUAGUCCUGACCUAAAUCUUCUCCAGUCUUACCCUGCAUCUUUGCUACCCUUACCCAAACCCUACUAUAGCUUUAAACUAAGGUUAGCUUUGGCCCUAGCUUUAGGUUUAGUUUGAGCCUUAGCCUUGGCUCUAGCCUUACUCUUCUUAUCAUAAGCUUAUCAUUCUUUUACGGUACUGUAUUCUACCGAUUAAUUUACUCUAAUUUGCGAUACUCUUGCUUACGAUAACAUAUUUUGCUUUAUUUUAACGUAAUAUUAUUCUGAUUCCGCACCUUUACUUUUGACACAAGCCUUAGCUCUACUAUCUUUACUAUAAUAUUUAAAAAAUCUAAACUUUAAAAAUUUCAGACAAACUACGUAAACCCAAUAAUCCUAGAAGACGUGAGCACGGUGCUUCUCUCUUCUCUUCAACGUCUACGCUCGAACGCUGUGAAUAUAGUAGAUUCUUUCGAGUUUCACGACAGAGUUUUGAAUUCUCAAAUUGGCGCCAAAAACGGUCACGCUUAUCAGAAUUUGUUUGAUUGGGCACAGAAGUCUCCAUUGAAUCAGACUGAAGUUCUACCUUUUCAUCAAGAAACUCUUAGAGAACUAAUGAGGCAACAAAGACAUGAUAGAUUAGGUAGCAAGUUGUAG